Aspergillus oryzae RIB40 is the source of this 621-nucleotide messenger RNA. RefSeq lists its product as uncharacterized. NCBI's taxonomy places the organism in Eukaryota, Fungi, Ascomycota, Eurotiomycetes, Eurotiales, Aspergillaceae. The transcript has 3 exons. Gene Ontology annotation, cellular component: nucleus. The record is from RefSeq and is a predicted model, not a curated record. Bases 1 to 621 code for a protein of 206 amino acids.
AUGGGGAUGACUUGGACUGUGACAGUUCAUUCUUCAGAUGGAGCCAAUAAUGAUGCUGAAAUUGGGACUGCUCCUCUGCCACCUCAUCCCAAGUCGGCGGCUGGUGAGACUUCCCAAUAUGCCAGCAUCUAUUCAAGUAGCGGCUUCGAUAUAAUGGGCGUCUUGGCCGAAGUAGUGUCAAGACCGAAUCCUAAAAUCAAUAUCGGCGCAGUUGAUUUGUCGUGCGCGUUUGUCCUUUGCGAUAUAACUCAAAAUGAUCAUCCAAUCAUUUAUGUCUCCGAAGCAUUUGAACGACUUACCGGCUAUACGGAGCAGGAGAUCGUGGGCCAAAACUGCCGGUUUCUUCAAGGGCCAGAAGGCGUUGUCCAAAAAGGCAUGAAACGAACUUUUGUCGAUGACGAAACCACCUCGCGCCUGCGGUCCACAAUCGAGGACCGAACAGAGAUUCAAGCCAGUCUCAUCAACUACCGGAAGGGUGGACAGCCGUUUAUGAAUCUGAUAACAAUGAUUCCCAUUCGCUGGAGCUCUCAGGAAUAUCGCUUUUAUGUGGGGUUCCAGGUUGACCUGGUUGAGACACCCGAUGCCGUCACGAGGAGAAAUCCGAGUAGGGUCCAAGUUUGA